Molecule: messenger RNA, 1347 nt
Organism: Debaryomyces hansenii CBS767
Lineage: Eukaryota; Fungi; Ascomycota; Pichiomycetes; Serinales; Debaryomycetaceae
Gene: NCS2
Product: Ncs2p
Exons: 1
Coding region: 1-1347 (448 amino acids)
Biological process (GO): tRNA wobble position uridine thiolation
Cellular component (GO): cytosol
Molecular function (GO): sulfurtransferase activity; tRNA binding
Source: RefSeq, a predicted model, not a curated record
AUGAGCCAGCCUAUACAGUAUUUAGAUGUUAGUGAAAAUAUCCCAUGUCUGCGUUGUAAGACAGAAACUGCAAUAUUGAUCUCUAGAAAAGAGAAAUUUUGUAAAGAUUGCUUCGUAAGAUUCAUUAGAGGGAAACAAAGAAAGCAAAUGCAAGAUGAAAAAUAUAAGGUAAAAUAUGGUAAAAAUGAAGAAAACUCGCCAGUACAGAAGGUAUUGUUGACUUUGUCGUGUGGAGUUUCGUCGCUUGUAUUAGUGGAUGUAAUGACGUCGCUUUUAAAGGAACAGUUUGACAUGCAUAAAGGUAAGCAAGGAUUCGAGUUAGUAUUGUUAAACAUAAACGAAUAUGAACUCAAGGCGUUGGACAGAUCCGUUAAGGAUGUGCUUGAACAAUUGGUUCAACGUUUCAAGCCAAUUAAUAUCACAUAUAAGAUCCUCAGUUUGGAAUCGUAUGUACUUGACCAAUCUCUUUUGGAAAAAAUUGUUUUGAAUGGAGACUUUACAGCAUAUUCACAAUCUAUUCAUCAUGACAGGGACUAUACUUUAUCGGAAGUGUUAGAUUUGUGUCCGAAUAAAUCGUCGUUGGAAGACUUAUUGACCAUCAUAUAUGAUGAGUUGAUCUUACGAACAGCAUGCUUGGAAUCGUGCGAAACUAUUUUAUACGGACAUAGUAUGACUAGAAUCGCUAAUGAAAUUAUAGCACUUACUGUGAAGGGGAGAGGGUCGUCAAUAUAUCAAACGGUGUCAGAUCAUUCGGUAAAUUUCCGUAAUAAGGAUUAUAAGAUAAUAUUUCCAUUAAGAGAUGUUCUAUUUGCAGAGAUUUUGGCCUAUAGCAAAUUAUCGGAAUUAGAUACUUUCGCUGUUGAGUCCACUAAGCCAGUAUCCAAAAUUACUAAAAAUAUGACUAUUAGAGACCUUACAACAAACUAUUUCAAUCAGUUGGAUGCAACAGGGUACGCAUCUACCGCAUCCACGGUUGUUAAAACUGGUGACAAAUUAGGAGCUCCCAAAUUCGAAGAAGACUCGAGUAUAUGUCAAGUUUGUGGAACAGAAAUUCAUCAAGACCCUAAGGAAUGGUUAAGGCGUAUCACUGUUAAUAAAGCGGCUCCAUUAGAGACUGAAGAAGAAAAGGAAUACGCAGAGCAAUAUAAGAAAGCAUCCAGUCUCAUUGAAGAGCCCAGCAGUACUCAAAGUAAAACACCCAUUAAUAUAUGCUAUGGUUGUACUGUGACUAUUAGCGGUAUUAAGAAUGAGAGCGGAUUCAUAUGGCCCAUAAAGUAUCCGGCAAAUGACGAAGAAAGAGAGAUACUCAAUGAAUACAUAUUAACUGAUGAUGAAGACGAUCAAUAG